Molecule: messenger RNA, 3128 nt
Organism: Pseudoliparis swirei
Lineage: Eukaryota; Metazoa; Chordata; Actinopteri; Perciformes; Liparidae
Product: carbohydrate sulfotransferase 12-like
Exons: 6
Coding region: 307-1563 (418 amino acids)
Biological process (GO): proteoglycan biosynthetic process; carbohydrate biosynthetic process
Cellular component (GO): membrane
Molecular function (GO): sulfotransferase activity
Source: RefSeq, a predicted model, not a curated record
AUCAUCCCCGAGCAGAGAGAGGUGUUGUGCUGGAGGAGCUGAUCCAGAAAAAAGAGAAAGAAAGAAAGCGAGGACUCUCAUCACAGCUGACGCGGCGCAGGGAGCUCGCGGGCACAACAACACAACAGGUGAGCGUCACGAUGAACCCUCCAUCCUCUGCUUCCGUCGCCAUCUGCCAACCAACCGAUCUGUCGCCAUGGUGAGAAGGAGAGAGAGGGAGCACCUGGACCGUGACUCUGUUGUAGAGACGCCCUUUUAAAGUCGGAGUCAGUUGCUAUGGUGAUCCUGUAGCCAUCAACAGUCGCUAUGGGAACGUCCAGGAUGUUCCGUGUCUUCGUGGUCCUGGGCUCGGCCUUCAUGAUCCUCCUGAUCAUCGUCUACUGGGACGACGUCGGCGCCUCGCAUCUGUAUUUGCACACGCCCGUCUCGCCGGGCCCCAAAAUCCCGCAUCAUCCGCCGCCGCCGCCGCCGCGUCAACCUCAGGCCUCCAGGACGCCGUCCUUCCUGUCCGACAUCGACGCUUUCGUGAACCAGUUCUUGGAGCCGGGAACUGGCGAGCCCACAGAAGCCGCCCCCUCUGACGCCAGCAACCAAUCGGAGAAGGCAGAAGAACGGUAUGUGCCGCGGCGGGAGUGGAAGAUCCACCUGACCCCAGUGGCAGCCGAGCUCCGUGAGAGACAGGAGCAGCGGCGCCGGUUACUGCAGGAGAUGUGCGCCAAUGACAGCGUGACGUUCCCUGGCAAAAACCGCUCCUUUGACGACAUUCCCAACCGGGAGCUGGAUCACCUCAUCGUGGACGACCGGCACGGAAUCAUCUACUGCUACGUUCCCAAGGUGGCGUGCAGUAACUGGAAGCGCAUCAUGAUCGUGCUGAGUGAAAGCCUGCUGCGGGACGGCGUCCCCCAGAGGGACCCGCUGGCCGUCCCCCGGGACCUGGUCCACAACAGCAGCAUGCACUUCACCUUCAACAAGUUCUGGAAGCGCUACGGCAAGUUUGCGAGGCACCUCAUGAAGGUGAAGCUGAAGAAAUACACCAAGUUCAUCUUCGUGCGGGACCCCUUCGUGCGUCUCAUCUCCGCCUACCGGAAUAAAUUUGAGCUGCGCAACGAGGACUUCUAUCGGCGCUUUGCGCAGGUCAUGCUGCGCCGCUACGCCAACCAGCCCACGCCGCCCGCCUCCGUGGACGAGGCGUUCGGCGUGGGCCUCCACCCCUCCUUCUCCAACUUCGUCCAGUACCUCCUGGACCCCCAGACGGAGAAGGAGAUGCCCUUCAACGAGCACUGGCGGCAGGUGUACCGGCUCUGCCACCCGUGCCAGAUCCAGUACGACUUUGUGGGCCACCUGGAGUCGGCGGAGGAGGACGCCGAGCACCUCCUGCGGCAGCUGCGCGUGGACGACGUGGUGGAGUUCCCCACCUCCCACAGGAACCUCACGGCCAGCAGCUGGCAGUCCGAUUGGUUCAGCACGGUGUCGGCCGAGGCUCGGAGAGAACUCUACAAGCUGUACGAACCCGACUUCAGGCUCUUUGGCUACGACAGACCAGACUCGAUCCUCAAUGAGUGACACACACACACACACACACACACACACACAUACAUUUGUUUAUAUCAUGAAAUGAUGCUACACUCAAACAACAGGGACACCUCCGCUCGUUCUAGGGUUUGCAUCUGUAUCCUCGGUGUGUGUGUGUAUGUGUGUGUGUGUGUGUCCUACCCUGAAUGUGCACGUUGUUAAGGACCCGCGCUGCUCUGAAGAAGCACACUAAUGAGGUGAAUCCAGGUUAAUAGCCAUUACCAACUAUUUUCCUUUAUAAGUCACAAAGACGACCAGAAGCACGCACACACACACACACACACACGCCGGAGGGAGACGGUGGACGUGUGGCGAGCACGUCGUGCAUUCAACGUGGGCCUUGACUAUUCGAUGUCACGCCACGGCCGCCGUGGUGCAGCCGUGGCGACCACGCGGGCUUUGUAGCGGGACGGCGAGCUGAUGUCACAGAGGCCGUCCCCUGCGUUUGUGUCGUCAUGGAAACCCUUUUGGUCAGUAACGAACAUAGAAAUGUGGGCGACGAGGGAAAACGAAGAAAAAAAACAAGGUGUUACUAGAGUGCUUGUGGUCGUAUAAUUUAUUUCACGUUUAUGUGAAGGAUGAAAGGGAUUUUUCUUUUUUUAUGUACGUUUAAAAAAAAUUAAAAGAAGAUUAAAGGCGGCCGUCGCCAUCCGAGGCUCGUAGAACUCGUUGGUCCCGCUCAGACAGAUGAAAGCCUUCAAGCGUCUUCAAGCCCGCGCGUUAGAUUACGUUCGUAGAAAACGGGUCCGCAGCUAGUCCCCUCAGACCGCUCCACCUCAUCUCAGAAAGCACAGCGGCCCCGGGGCCCGGCUUCGGCUCCGAGGCGUCAAGGUUUUUACGUUCUUCUUUUCAUCUCGAGCCUCUGAGCCUUUUAACGUCUUUCCAAGAGGGAACGUUAUCUUUUUUCCGCUCGUUGUGUCGUGUGGUAUAAACUCUGUCUCGCCGCACACGCCCACCUCGCCAGUGUUUGGGUCGUCAGGUUUUUAUAUCUCUUUUUGUAUUUUUGUUAUGCUCUCUUCGUGGUAUUUUCUUGUUUUAUGGUCCUGAUGGAGAACAGAAUCUUUUUGCUCCGGGCAAAUGGCAACACCGUGAAACGGACUCAUUUUGUCAGGGUCAAGAAAAACGGCUUAUUUAUUAUUGGCAGAAUAAAAACUGAAUACGUGCUGCUUUUGUAAUGAGGGGAAAUGCAUCUGUGGGGUGGUAAUGGAUGUUUAUGAAGAUUAGUUUGGCUGGUGGCAUGUUUAUUUGUUUGUUUUUUGACGCUUAAACGCUGUUAAAGUGCUUCGAGGUCUGUUGAAGCUUCAGUUUCCGGAGCUCGUCCUAUUUUGACUUUCAGCAAAAUCCGACAACAAUUUGUUGUCGCAGACCCCAAACGAAAAAAAAGAAUCUAUUUUUGUGAUUCAUGUUUUUGUUAAAUGUGUAUUAAAGUCACAGGAGACUUUUCUGUGUGAUCUCGUUCCCUUUCAUGUUUUGGGGGAAAUGCAAAGUGUUCCUUCCCUUUCAUUAUCAGUGUUAUGGCGUCAAGAGGAAUAAAGGUCGUGGGGCAUGAUGCAGUA